GCAGUGUGUGGGUUUAGUAGGUGUUUAUCCUGACCUGGUGUGACUAUAAUAAAGAAAAGUAACUGAUCCAGUUAUGAUGGUAGUCAAUUAUCGCAGUAUGUUACAUUGCAUUAUAAAGAAGUGAGGCCACAUUGUUUUUGGUCCAGAUGUGGAUUGAGUUGAUUUGGAGUUGAUUUAUACUGACCUGAUGUGGCACUUAUAAUGAGAAGUAAUUAUUUUUAAAUCCAUUCAGUUUUAUUUUUAGUCUGUGCUUUCAGAAUGGUACUUAAGUUUCAUAAUAUUUUCAGCAUGGAUUCUGUUGAUUUGGAGAUGAUUAAUACUAUAAUAAUGAAAAGUAACAGAACGUAUCCAGCUUUGUUAUACAUUUGUUAUAUAAAGUGUAUUGCAAAAAUCAUCGUAAAAAAUCAUCAUACAGUUUCACAAUACGCAAUAAAUAUGGAACGAUUCACCUGAAAACUCAUCACGCAAUGUAAUAAGCUGGAACUGUUGAAAAAAUUACUAGUGCCCCAUUUAAGUUCCACAUAUUGCACUGCUCUAAAUUCAGUUAGACAUGAUUAUUGUCCUUUUGGUAAUAAAACAUGCAGGUGAUAAGUGUUCUGUAAGUACUGUUGAUAUCCAUGAUAUGCAGUAAAACACAUUGUGGCACAUUUUAUCACGAUAAAGAAUAAAUAUCAUCUUUUUGCCCGGCCCUAAUUCAACAUAUAUGUUGAAAUAUACUGACAACAUAUAACAAUACGUUUAAUCUCCAUGUGGGAUAAUGGAUGGAUGCAAGAGAUCCAUGUUGUUUUUGGUCGAAAUGUUGAUUUGGAGGUAAUUAUACUGAUCUGGUUUGACAGCAAUAAUGACAAGUAAUUGAUUCUAAAUGCAUUCAAUUCUAUUUUUACUCUGGUGAAUGCUAGAAUGAUAUAGAAGCUCCUUAAUGAAUGAAGAGAGUGCACAUUGUUUUUGGUCCCAGUGUGCACUGUGUUGAUUCAAAGCUGGUAUGACAGUAAUCAUAACAGAAAAUUAAUAGGUUUAAAAUGCAUGUAUUUCUGUUUUUGGUGAGCGAUUGCAGAAUGAUAUAAAAGGUAUAUACUAUAUGUGUUCAAAAUGCAUCAAAAUGCAUGAUAUUUCUACUUAUUGGAUUUUAUAUUUCCAUGGAAAAUAUUGGAUGGAUGUCAUGUUGUUGUUGGUACAGAUUCAAAUAACUUGUUAACAGUGUUAACAGUAUAAAACAAACAUUAAUUGAAUGUAUUUAUUCUUCAUUGAAAAAAAUAUCAUCUCCAUGAGAGGGAAAAAAAUCAUCAAAGAGAAUGGCUGGAGCUCGCCAGCAGACAGAGAAGGGAGGGGCAGGCUGCUACAAAGACACAGAGAGAGAGAGAGAGAGAGAGAGAGAGAGAGAGAGAGAGAGAGAGAGAGGUGAUGUCAUCUCUAGGCAGAAGCGAAUCAGAAAACGGAAAAGAGGGAAGGGAGGAGAAAGAGGGGGAUGCUGAAGAGAGAGAGAAAUAGAGAGAGAGGGUGUGUUUUUUCCAUCACUGCAGCAUCAUAGCAGAAGGUGCAGUCUACCCAUUGGAUGGUGGGAGCAGUAGAGAGAGAGAGAGAGAGAAAGGUGUGUCUCACUAGAAGAAAGGACAAGACACCUAUAAAGCAGAAGGGCGUGGACCGGAGAUUCAGAGAAGAUCCAUUUUCUUCAAACACACUCUAGACACACCUACACACACAUCCCGUGUGCCUCCCCUCCCCUCAGCGUGGUGGUGUGUGUGUGUGUGCCCGUGUGUGUCUGUAUGAGUGUGUGGGAGUGACGGACACAGGGUGGACGUUUGAUGGGACAGUGAACAAUGCCUCCAGCGCAGUGUCAGCCAGCAGCCACUAGAGGGCAGCUCAGAGUCCCCAGCCUUCAGCUGCUGUUCUCUGUUUUUCUGCUGCUCCUUCUGGGACAAACCCAAGGAGGCAUCCUUAUACCCAAAGACUAUGUAAUUAACGACCUCAAACAGCCUCCAGUAAUCACGUCUCAGCCAGAGUCUUACACAGCCUUCUACCUGGAUGAUGUUUUUCUGAAGUGUGAGGCCAAGGGUAACCCCGCCCCCAGUUUUCGGUGGGUGAAGGAUGGGGAGUUGUUUGAAGAAGACUCGUUUAGUUCUGGGACUGUCACAGCAGAUGAGAGUGAAGAUCUGAAGUACUACCAGGGGAAGUAUCGCUGCUUUGCCUCAAAUGAGCUGGGAACGGCCAUAUCUGACGUGAUCGAGCUCAUCACGGAGCCCCCUCCAAUCUUGCCAAAAGAAAGGAGAGUAAGAAAGACGGUGAAUGAGGGGGACAGUGUGGUUCUCCACUGUAAUCCACCUAAAAGCUCAGUGGUCCCAUACAUACACUGGAUGGACAAGAAGUUGCUGCAUAUUCGUCAGAGUGAACGUGUCACCAUUGGUCUGGAUGGCAAUCUAUACUUUGCCAAUGUGCUGGCUACUGACACCAGAGACGAUUAUACUUGCAAUGCACAGUACGUCCCCGCCAGAACCAUUUUACCGAAAGAGCCUAUCUCCCUGCAGGUUAACCCAUCUAACAUGGUGGUGAAGAACAGAAAGCCGCGUCUCCACCGGCCCGAAGGCACACGCAGCCACUACCUUGCCCUCCGAGGACAGACCCUGACACUGGAGUGCAUUCCACAUGGCCUGCCCACUCCCACUGUGACCUGGGAGAGAAAAGAUGGCCCACUUUCUCCUGACAGAGCCUCAGUGCAGAAUUUUGAUCGCUGGCUGCGCUUUGAGGAAAUUUUGGAGAGUGAUGAUGGAGAAUAUUCCUGCACAGCCAACAAUUCACAGGGGUCCUUAUUACACUUAUAUACAGUUGAAGUGAAAGCCGCUCCGUACUGGACUAAAAAGCCUCAGAGUCAGCUGUACGCUGCAGGAGAGACGGUGCGGCUGGACUGCCAAGCAGAGGGCAUCCCCACCCCUCAUAUCACAUGGAAAAUCAACGGAGUACCUAUAUCAGAGACGGAUGAAGAUUGGAGGCGGCAGGUUACGGGGGGAACACUGAUUUUGAGUAACGUUCACUACAGUGACACUGCAGUGUAUCAGUGUGAAGCCUCCAAUAUAUACGGAAGCAGCCUGAUCAACACCUACAUCCACAUCAUCGAGCUCCCCCCUCAGAUGCUGACUGAAGAUGAGGAGAUUUACAGAGUGACAGAGGGCAGUUCUGCUUCCCUCAACUGCAGCACCUUCGGCUCUCCACGACCGAAGAUCAGCUGGGAAAGUAAUGGAGCAGAACCGGUUCUGUCCAACCCUAAAAUGUCCCAGAUGACCAACGGCACAUUACAGAUCACGAACGUAAGCCAAGAUGAUGCAGGAUCCUAUUUCUGCUCAGUGAAAAACUCCAGCCUGUCCAUUACUGCCAUCCUGGAGGUUCUGAACAGAACUCAGAUUAUAAGCCCUCCAGGGCACCUUCAGGUUCAACGUGGUCAGUCUGGAGUUAUGCAGUGCCAGUAUGAAGUGGACCUUCAGCUCAAGGACCCCACCAUCGUGUGGAGGAAAGACAGCCAGAAAAUCACAACAUCAGCGCAGGAUGACAAGUACACAGUGUUUGAGAACGGUUCUCUCAAAAUCACGGACCUCCAGCACAAGGACGCUGGGCGCUACAGCUGUGAGGUCAUCACUGAGCUGGACAUGGACAUAGCCUUUGGGUCCCUUACUGUGGUUGAUAAGCCGGAUGCUCCUCACUCUCUCCAGCUCUCUGAGAAGAAAAGCCGCAGUGUCACUCUCUCCUGGACCCCUGGAAAUGAAAACAACAGCCCUGUGUUGGAGUACGUGAUAGAAAUGAGAGAAGAUGUGCAUUCAGAGGCAAGUGGCUGGAAGGUGGCAGAACAAAUUUCUGCAGAAAUCAACCACAUUGAGAUUCCUUUACUGCCUUUCUGCACUUACCACUUCAGGGUGGCAGCUGUUAAUGAGAUCGGGAUGAGUGACUUCAGCAUGCCAUCAGAAUCAUAUACAACACCUCCCGCAAAACCUGAUGCUUACCCAAAGAAUGUGAGGAGCGAGUCCACUGACCCGGACAACAUGGUCAUCACAUGGGAGGAGAUGGAGCGGAAACACUUUAAUGGACCAGAUUUUAAGUAUAAGGUGUUUUGGCGUCAGUCGGCUGGCCAGCAACUAAAAUGGGAGCAUGGUUAUGUGUUCCAUCCACCAUUCACUGUCAACAAUACCGGCACCUUCACUGCCUUUGAGAUCAAGGUGCAAGCAGUUAACAAGCUGGGUGAAGGUCCCAGUCCUGCUUCUGAAAUUGGCCAUUCAGGAGAAGACCUUCCUGAGAAGCCCCCAACUGGGAUUAGAGUGUCCCAGAUUAACGGCACAGCUAUUAAUGUCACAUGGAAUGCAGUCAGUAGAGAGUCUGUACGUGGACAUUUGCUAGGCUAUAAGAUCUAUCUGCGGAGACUGCAUCCACAAGGCAUCCAUGAUCACAGAGGUAAAAGAGAGCUGGCCCUGAGGGACAUGGAGAGAGAGGAGGAGAGCAGAGUGAUUGUGGUUCAUGGAGACAGGAAAGAACAGGAGGUUCUGAGUGGUUUGGAGUUUUAUUCUGAUUACCAGCUGUCAAUCACUGCCUUCAACAGCAAAGGAGAGGGGCCUCACUCUGAGACUUAUCACUUUAGCACACCAGAAGGAGUCCCUGGCCCACCCUCCAUCUGGAAGCUUGAGAGUCCAUCAAAGACCGAGCUCACCCUCUACUGGAGACCUCCACACAAGAUGAACGGAGUCCUCAAAGGAUAUAUUCUAAAGUGCCAAGAGUUUGUAGAGAACAUUCCUGGCACACUGCAAACUAUGCCCAUUGAUGAUCCCAAAGAGACACACUUCACGCUGAGCAACCUGAACCCACAGGGCCAUUACUUCUUCGACUUGAGAGCCCUCACUAAUGCAGGAGACGGAGAUCCAGCCAGAGUUAACGGCUCCACCUUGCUUGACGGCGAGCCUCCAUCCUCUGUGAAUGUGACUGUAGGAGAAACAUUCGUGAACCUGAGCUGGGUGCCAGGCCACAGACGCCGAAACAUUGGCUUCACCGUUCAUUACCGGAAGAGUGUUGAAGGUCAUUGGGAGGAAUCGGAGCAGGUGAAUUCCGCUCUGGCCUUCUACCAGCUCCAGGGCCUUCAGCCUGGAACAGAGUACGUGCUGGAGAUCCGCCUCAGUAACGAAACCAUCUGGAUGCAGGAACUGCAGACCAAUGGGCCAGAGCUUGCAGUGGUGAAGAAUGGCUUUGCCUCUGAGGGCUGGUUUAUCGGACUAAUCAGCGCUAUAGUGCUGCUGCUACUGAUCCUGCUUAUUCUCUGCUUUAUCAAACGAAGCAAGGGCGGCAAAUACUCAGUGAAAGAUAAAGAGGAAGGCCGGGUGGACUCAGAGGCUAGACCAAUGAAGGACGAGACGUUUGGAGAGUACAGAUCACUGGAGAGCAGUGAUAACGAUGAGAAACGCUCCAUGAGCCAGCCGUCGCUGUGUGUGGAGAGCAAACGUGGAAGUGACGACAGCCUAGCUGAGUACGGGGACAGCGUGGACAUCCAGUUUAACGAAGACGGCUCGUUUAUUGGUCAGUACAGCGGCCGGAGGGACCACCAUGGCCAAGCUGGUGACCACGACAGCUCCGGGGCCGUGUCUCCCACCAAUCCCAACAUGCCUCCCCCGAGCAUGAGCUUCCCCAACUCCGUCACCGGCAUCCUGGGGGGAAACUAACAUGAACGGACUGACAAGUUCACUCCAAUACUGGCAUUCCUUCACAUACAGAUUAAUACCAAUACUGCCCGUGUGAAACAGAGCAUUCUGGGACUGAAAAUCUUUACACAAGACACGACAGGACUGAAAACGUCUGCAAAUUUUUCGCCACUGCCGACAACAUUAGAGCAGUUUCAAGCACACACAUACUCACACUCACUUUCGUCUAAAGGCCUGGAUAGACUUUAGAGAACUGACAACUUACUUUGAUGUUUGGAGAUAUGCAAUGUCAUAAAAUGUAUCCACAACUUUUCAAAAAUUUGGAAUCACUGUUUUCAACAAUACAAAACUGAUUUGGUUGUAGAAAAAUUAUAGAAUUAUAUUAACCCUGUUGAUAAGAGCGAUCUAUCACAUGAAUUUGGUGGUGGCCCCUUAAACUUGUUUAAAUCUGCUGCCAGAAGAGCUAUGAUACACAUCCACGCUGGUCACAGUGAACCGUGUCAACUUGGAGAAUCAGAGCUAAACUUGUUUUCUGUCACUGUGUAAAACAUGCACAAGGCUUCCUUCAUUGUUAACAAACACAGAUUUUCAGCUUUGUUGUUGAUCACAUUCAGGAUGAAAACAACAGCAGCAUUCAGAAAUCACAAACAGGCACGUUUUGAUCACUAUCAAUUUAAUCUUUUAAUCACCUGAAACAUUGAACAAAACAUCUAAAAAUACAUUUUACCAUAUUUCAGUCUGCAUUGUGUAAGCUAUUAUGGUGCAACAACGAUGCUAAAUAUGGUUUGUUUGUGAUAGUAACCAAUGCUGUAAACAUUAUAGAGUGUAAAGACAAACGGCAAUAAUAUCCAAGUUAUUCCACUUGGUUUUGCUGAUUGUUUUCUUAAUUUCCAUUGAUAUACAACACAAACAUUUUAUUGUCCAUCAGUUUUGAUCCAACAGUCCAACAUGAGAAGGUAAAUACACAUAAGAUCAUCAAAUAAUUAUAGUCAAAGAGAAAUAAGUUCAGUCUGUCCAGGCUUUUAGACUCAUCCCAAUGAAAAAACAGUCACUGAUCUGACGAACAUGGUGAACAGAACAUUCCAGACACAUUCCACAUCACUGAAACCUCCAAAGAAGUGUUUACGGCUGUGAGUGAGGGAUUAAUUCUGUAUUCCUCCUCCUUCUUCUCUUCUCCACUCUCCUGCUGGCCCAUGUUUGCUUCCCACCAAGCAGUUAUUCUUUCUGUAACGUUUCUUGUGAACACUCUGGGUGCAGCGAUUCCUGGGGUUUGGAUUAGGGUCAGUCUGAGGGUCAGCAUUAAAAUAACUCUAAAUUCAACUCUUAAUUCGAACCCCAUGCUGCAAAAAAUGAUAUCUUGGCGAAAAAAUAUUGUAGCAUGUAAUAUUUCUCAUUGUGAUAUUGCUGGAAGGAUAAUUUUCAGUCUAUUUCUAGGUAUGUUUUACACGCUUUAAGUAAUAUGUAGUUUUAUCUAGAUAAAUUGUCUUAUUCCAUCAUUAUUUCAUGAAACAAGCAAAAUUACUGCCAUUAUUUAUCAAAUCGAAAUUUGUCCGCAUUACUUCUUGAAAGAGUUUUAAACUUAAUAAAUUCACUUAAAAAUUACUUAAAGCAAGUAAAAAUAACUCUAGGAUUAGGUUAAAUCAUAACAUUCUUGCAGCGUCUUAUAAUGAGAAAUAUUAGAUAUUUUGACUAGAUUUAGGAUGAUUCCAUUUGCAUACAAGAUAUGAUUUGUUGCAGUGUAACCAAAGCCUUAAUCUCAUAUCAACAUCUAUGAUGCAUAAUGCAUUUAAAAAAACUGCAAAUGAUUUCCAGUCAUUGUUCUGAAGUGGAUAUUACUAUAACAUUAGUACAUUAAUAUUAUAUGAUACGGUUUCAUAGAUCAGGUAUUCAUAGGGAAUGUUACUGAGUGCCAUGUCCUCAUCUCUGUUCUUAUGCCUCUUUCACACUACAUCUUUUUUUUCUUGUAAAUCUGCAGUUUUUUGCUGCUGGUGUGGUGUGGAAGUCUGAGGGAAUGUUCUGUUUCUGUUGUAAGUGGUGUAAUGUGAAAGGGGUCAUUACUGCACACCAGAAUGAAGAUUAAGAGACAGGGAGGAAAAAGAAGGGAGGAAAGGAAGACAAAAGAAACAGAGAGAAUGGUGGAGAAAGAAAGAGUGGUCAAGGAAGAAGGAGGAAGUUACGUAGGUUGAAGUCUAAGUAAAGUACCAAUACCACAAAUAAGAAGUUAUGUGGGGCUGAUGAUUUUUUUUCUCAUGAUGUUCAUAUCACUUUUUUAUACUCAAAUAUUUAUUUUCUUUCACUUUAUAGAAUUUUAUUUCACAUUUUUUUUUUAUAAAUGUAUCUAUUUUUGUUUGUUACAUUUUGCAUUUUUUAAGAUUUUAUCUGUCUGAGUGCCUGGUUUACAUCUGCACAUCUAUCCAUCCUUUUGUACCUUAAAGCAAAACCUUUACCCCAAGACACAUUUUCCUCAAUGCACACAUUUCAGAGUUUACUUACUUAGUGCAAAAUCUUAUAAAACCUUUUCAGUUUAGUCUAUAUCACAACCAGUUUCCCAAUGUGUUAAAUCCGAUGUCCUAUAGUACCACAUUGUACUAUAGUAAUACUCUAUUACUCUCAUAUGCAUACAGUGUAUAACUCUUUGUCUGACAUUUAUAAUUCUUCCUUAUGGAUGUAUCUCAUUUUGAACCAUUAAGAAAGAUUCAGGAAUCAUAUAUGUAUAUCAUUACCGGUGUAUUGUCAUCCAGAGGGUGUUAUGUAUUCAAAGUAGUGUAUUUGUUGCAACUCGAUAUAAGGCAAAACCUUAAAAAAGUCAAUUCAACAGCAGCAGUGGAGCCAAAUUUUGUGCUUUUUGUGCUUUUACUCAAUCAGAAAGCUAAGCAUUUUCUAUAUUUGCUGGAGCAACUAACCGCAUGAGAGGCAGUCGUGAGUAUGAACACUAAUACAGCGAUUUGUGUGUGAGGUCGUGCCUGUUUUUAACCCCUAGUGCUGAAGCAGUCACUAUUUUGUGCUGGAAUCCUGAUGAGAUGCCUUACAGAAUUUUCUUAUGGCUCCUGUUCCUCCUUUUUUAUCUGUACCAAGUGUCUUUUUUGCAUCUGUCCCAUCAACCAUGACCAUCGAGACACUGUAAAACCUGCUGCGUUGUUCAGUCCAUCAAUAACAAGCAGCUGUGGAGCCUCACAAAGGAACUGAACUACUGUGAGUUAUUCCACAAUUCACUUAGGACUUGGCGGGCCACAUCAUGGCUUUUCGGAGGAGAAAGAAAACAGUAAAAAAAAAAUCUAUUUAACUCUUACAUCCAUGCGAAAUUUCAAAACUGUGUUCCAAAUAUUUUUUCAGUUCUGAUUUUUUGAAGGUAUGGUGGAAUAUGUUUCCUUGAAAAAAGGGAUAUAGACUUCCUGGAGCAUUGUAAAGGAAAAUUUGUAAAUCAGUUUUUUCCUCGUAUACUUCAUGCUUAGAAAAUUACUAAACCAUGAAGUACAAAUACCAAACUUGUAAAUUUAUCUUUAUAUAAUAGUAUAUAAUAGUAAGAUAUGCCUGUCCUUAUUGAGAAAAAAAAAAGAAAUUUCUUUUAAGAAAAUAAAUGGCCACAAAUAGUUGAGGCAACUGGGGUCAACUUUAAAAAAUCAUAACUAAAAAACUAUUUGCCACACAGGUUUGAAAUUGUGCAUGUUUGCAUAAAUUAAGUUGGAAUUUUUUCUUGAAUUUUUUCAUUGAAAGCCAUUUGACCUGCCAGGUCCUAGGUAAGUGAAAUAACUUUUGUGUGAGUUUGUUGUUUCGGCAGCUGUUUCCUUCACUCUUUUGUGUGUUGUGGAGGAACACUUGCCCAUGUUUAGACUCUCCUCUCCAUCGUAAAGGCUAGUAAGAGUCCAGCUAUACGAAUACGCUCUCAAAAAAUUUGAGUCAUGCUGGCAGAUAAGAGUCAUGUAAGAGAUACCCAGGAAGAAUCGGUGAGGCGAGAAUGAAUCACUUAUCAACUAUCACAUUUUGAAUGUAAAUAAACCUGAAGAUUGUCAUUUAGUAUUUUGCUUAACUUUUUUUCCUCAAAGGAUUUCACUAUCAUUUUUUAUAUAUGUGCACUCAUGCUAUUAGUGAUCCAACGCCAUUAGAGCAUUUCUUAUUUUCCUAUUUGAUAUGUUUGAUAUGACUUUUGGAAGAUUAGGAAAUGAUCAGGUGGGACUCCAACUUUGUUUUCUAAAAAAAAAAAAGCAUCCUAGCUACUGAUAUGUACAUUAUUUAAUGAAAAUGAUCCAGCGCUAAAUGAAGUGCAUUUGGAGCAAUGUCAUUUAUGCAGUUGGAGAGUGGAGUGAAGGAAAAGCUCUUACUGUAGGGGGCGCUCUCAGGGCCGUGGUUUAUAAUGGACUCAAAAUAAUGACACUUUUAGCUAAAGGUGAGCAAAAAAGCUGCCUAAUCUUAACAGCAUAAGUUAGAUUGGACCACUGUGGAGUAUAAUACACAGUUCAUUUGGUGUGCUGUUAGAUUUGCUAAGCUCUUUUUUGUUCAGAUAAAUAGGAUAAAUCAUUUUAAAUUGAAUAAGUAUAUUUGUUCCCAACAUUUUAUGCUUUUUUAAACAAAAAGUUUUCAUAUAAAAAUAUUUCAGAUUCAGUUAUACUUAGCUGUUGAUUAGUGGUCCAAAUUUGCACUUACAUCUCAAGUUUUUUGCCUUUCUGACCUUCUGACCAAAACCCACGGUGAUGACCCACUGGAGUCAGAUGCAUGAUAAAUAUUUAAACCACCAUAGAUUCAGUCUAAAAAAACACAUGUAGUCAAUUAAAUGCAUUAAAUAUCUAUUUUCAUAUGAAGGGAAUGUGUUUUGUGAAACCUGUGGGUUUUCAUUGUGUACUUUUGGUGCAGUUAUGUUGAGAUAACUCUGAAUUAAGCAGCAGUUUCCUCUCACUUCACUUUCCAACCUUUUUUUCUGGAAUAUGUUAAUAUUGUAUGUAAACUUCUUCCUAUUGCCGCGCUCUUUUUUGAAAAUAAAUAGUGAAAAAGACAAUAAAAAGGCAUAGUAAAGUAAAAAAAUAAAAGAAAGAAAAACGAACAGUCUCUAUAAGCAGCAGUUAAAGCGUGUUAAGAGAUUGUGGUGAUGAGGAGAGAGUGGACGUUAAUAAUAUUUGCCGAUGGUCAGUUCCUCCUCAGACACAGUGGCUUUGUACCUGCUGAUUGCAUUAUGUGCUGUAUCUAAAAACUAAAUAAAAAAAAGACAUGGAGUAAGAAAA
Colossoma macropomum (tambaqui) is the source of this 10876-nucleotide messenger RNA. RefSeq names its product L1 cell adhesion molecule, paralog b (gene l1camb). The record is from RefSeq and is a predicted model, not a curated record. NCBI's taxonomy places the organism in Eukaryota, Metazoa, Chordata, Actinopteri, Characiformes, Serrasalmidae. Gene Ontology annotation, molecular function: cell-cell adhesion mediator activity. Gene Ontology annotation, biological process: brain development; cell-cell adhesion.